UGUCAUUUCGUUUAUUUACAUUCUAGUGAGAAUUAAUCUUUAAUUAAUUAUCAGCUUAAAUGAAGCAAGUUAUAGACGAAAUAUCUCAAAAAAAUAAAUUGAUAGAAAAGAAAUUAAAGGUUUUUGGACUAGACAGCAUAAAGGUUGAUGGGAACUUUUGCGGAGAAUCCAGUGAAUGUAGGAAAUUCCAACAGGAAAUAGAAUAUAGCGACAUAAGAAACAAUGUAUCGUGUAUGGAUAAAAACAUUAAAAAGUUGUCGAAAGAGAUUGAGCAGUAUAAGAACUCAAUUGCAUCACUAAACCAGUGCUUAGGUGGUAGAGUGAAUGUAUCGGAAAUGAAACAAGCAGCUAUAAAACGUCAAAUGUCUUUACAGGAGCUGAAAAAUAAACAGAUCGUGAAUGAUAGCACAAUCCUUAAUAUCAUACAUAGACUUAAAGAUUUAGAAUAAAAAAGCUACAUUUACAGUAAUUAACAAUUCUAUUGAUUGACAGCUUGUUGUGUCUCAAUUUAGUAUCCUAAUAAAUUAUAGAUCCAUUCAAAUGUGAUCAAAUUAAGGUGCUACAAAUUGCUCAUAACUUGAUAUAGUAUAAUUAUUGUCUUGUUAUUAAUCUAUCAUCACAAUUUCUAUUCAAAAUCAAUUCACCAUUCUAAUCAUCUCAUUGCUAAUCUCGGAAAUUAUGACGCUGAUUCUUUACCUUUCGUAGCGAAGCAUAGACUUCCAAAACCAGUUAUGUUGUAAAAUUAUGCUACCUCUUUCUUUUUCUAUUCUUUAUAUCUUCUUUAGGUUAAGUUAAACAUAUAGUACACUAUAAACACUAUCAUCGUAACACCCAAAAAAUCUGGAUCUUUCACUAUUCAACUUCAAUAGAAUCAUUAGCUAAAAUUACUCAGUAUAAAAUUCCUUAAUUGAUUAUCUAACAGCUAUAGUUCCAUCACAUAAUCUCAUCACAACAGCUUCUUGUAAGCAAUACUUUUUAUGAUUAUUACAAUUAAUUGUCAUUUCUCCAACAUGUGCACAUUGCUAUUUUUUCAAACUGUGCCUCACGAGUUCGUCCAUUCCGUCCGUGUUGAAUGCAACACAAUAACGCAUUGACUAUUGUAUAACAGAGAGCAGUACCAAUCUAUCAAUAUCUGUUGUGUAUUGAAGAGGUGCAUAGAUGAAAAUUUAACAGAUAAGAUUAAUUAAGUAUAAUUUUCUGCCACUAGUAAUAAAUUAUUGCAUCAAUCAGAGACAUGAGGAAUUCAUAGAAUUUCAAGUAUGCCUUAAUCACUUCAUGUCUUAUGAAUUAAAAAUAAAGCUAUUUGUGUCACAAGCACAGACUAAGUGAUUUUAUAGUUCCUAAUAACAAGGUUUCAAUGAUUUAUCCAUUCCUCGUAUAACAUCGAUGGCAGUAGGCUGCUGAUGACGCGGAAGGUACUUUUUCAACACGAAUCGAUAAGCCAGACAUUCCUUUUAUAAACAUGUAUUCUCGAGGUCUCCUUAAUAUACUUUUUGGUGUCUCACAGCUGGUCUUUUUACUAUUUUCUUUUACUGAGAACUUUUUAAGAAUUUUAAUCACCGAUAACAAUGAUUUAUAGCGACUAUGUUUCUUUUCCUUAUUUUCCACAGAAUUUUGUGACUUUGUAUCUGUUUGAUUCUGAAAACUCACUCGACUGCUUUUUACAUCACUAUAAUUUCUAUAGUCCACGUUAAGGUCUGAUGAUGAAUCGAAAUUUUUUCUGCACGUAUUCCUCUUUAAACUUGAUGAUCUUUGUAUGCAAGAAUCGUCGAAAGAUGUGAUAUCGAAAUAGAGGUCUUCAAUUGACUCUGAAGCAACAACACACGACGAUGCUCUAGUCAUUUUUGGUAAUUCCACAAAAGUAUCCAUUUGGUAAAAUUUAUUGUCCAUAAUUAUUGUUUGAAUGCUGUUUCCUUAUCACUUUCUGAUUUAAAACUGACUGAUAUCGCUCAAAUUUCACUACUUCUUAUACUCUUUCUUGUCGUCGAUGAAUAGAAUAGCAAAAAGACUCAGGAAACGUGAUUCUACCUUACAAUUUCUUCGAGUUUAUUUUUAUUGCUCCUAGAAAUUUUCUGAACUUCGUGAAAAGGAAACGAAAGAUGUAAAUGCUCUCAUAUCCGAAGAGAUUUCUAACCAGAGAGUAAAAUGUGACUCAGAAAGAUUUUUGAACUGGCAUCUGAUUACGCUGUUACACAAUUUCUUCACGUUGUCGCUAAAAAUUCCCCGUACUUAUUGAAAAACAAUAGAGCCGGUGCAAAGUUUUCUCUUUCACUCUAAGUUGUCGACUUCUGAUAUUUGAGGCCAUAGAAGUUUGAGUUAGUGUUCCUGAUGAAAAAUUUAUGGGUAAUCUAAUGAUUUAACGUGAUUUUUAUAGCGUGACUUUUAAUAAACUUCUUUGAUAAAUUUAUAAAACUUUGAUGACGUC
Chironomus riparius is the source of this 2425-nucleotide messenger RNA. The record is from the annotation of a GenBank genome assembly. NCBI's taxonomy places the organism in Eukaryota, Metazoa, Arthropoda, Insecta, Diptera, Chironomidae.